AUGGACUUCGCUCCUCAUAAUCCUGAUAAAUUCUUACAAGAAUUUAGAAGAAUAAGAACGGGAAUUUAUAAUACUCCAGAUGAUACAAUACAGACAAAUCGCCCUCAUUUAAGCCUAUCGAUGAAGAAUUAUAGAAAGCGUGCGCUAGAAGCAGCGUUAUUACCCAUUUUACACUUAACCAGGUAUACGAGGCCCUCCAGACCUCUAAGGAAUGUAACCACAUUUAGACACUAUUCGAACGCAUUUUUUCAAUUUCCCAGAAGUCGAAGAAAGAAGAAAUAUACUCGAUUAGGCCAGGUAUCUACCAAGUUCCCAGUGUUAGAGCUGGAGACUAAUAUAUAA
Messenger RNA from Penicillium psychrosexuale, 342 nucleotides. RefSeq lists its product as uncharacterized. NCBI's taxonomy places the organism in Eukaryota, Fungi, Ascomycota, Eurotiomycetes, Eurotiales, Aspergillaceae. Bases 1 to 342 code for a protein of 113 amino acids. The transcript is spliced from 4 exons. The record is from RefSeq and is a predicted model, not a curated record.